This is a messenger RNA of Ctenopharyngodon idella (grass carp), 2936 nucleotides long. It is a transcript of the gene aifm1, whose product is annotated as apoptosis inducing factor mitochondrion associated 1. The record is from RefSeq and is a predicted model, not a curated record. Bases 142 to 2412 code for a protein of 756 amino acids. Gene Ontology annotation, molecular function: NAD(P)H oxidase H2O2-forming activity; FAD binding; protein dimerization activity. Gene Ontology annotation, biological process: apoptotic process; mitochondrial respiratory chain complex assembly. The transcript has 20 exons. NCBI's taxonomy places the organism in Eukaryota, Metazoa, Chordata, Actinopteri, Cypriniformes, Xenocyprididae. Gene Ontology annotation, cellular component: mitochondrion; cytoplasm.
GGCGGGCCGUUAGCGGAAACCGGAAGCGCCUGCAGGAGCUGUGUGACCUGAGAAGGUCUCCGGCCUUGUGCAAGAGUUGCACGGUGAGUUUGGCAGUGAACUUCCCCAGACUGUGUUACCGAAAAGCACAGCAGAACUGCGAUGUUUAAGUGCAAGACAGUAUGGAAUAAGCUGGCUCCGCUGGCCCGGGCCUCAUCCACUUUGUGUCUGCAGAAUGCGAGGAAAUCAGUGCUGAGACAUGGCAGAAGGCUGGAUAUGGUUCAAAAAGCCCAGAUGUCAUCAGGGCCAGCAGGAGGAAGUGGGGAAAACACUCUGUAUUACAUCCUGGUUGGAGCAACAUGUCUGGGGGCAGGAGUUUACGCAUACCGCACUGUCUCAGGGGACAAGGAAAGAUAUAAUGAGCGUAUGAUAGAACUUGCCAGUAGACCAAAACAAGAGCCAAAAGCAGCUGAGGCUGUAGGUGAAGUUGUGGCAGAAUCAAAAGAAGAUGCUGCAGCACCUCUGGAAUCCAUCCCAGAACCAUCUCCAGAGCCAGUUAUAAGUGAGCCAGUUGCUGAAGAACCAACUCCAACAGAACCUCCUGUUGAAGAACCUCUGGUAACAGAAGCUAUUGUGAAGUCCACUGAAACUGAAGCUGUUGCAGAAGCUCCCAUAACUGAACCCUUUGUGGAAGAACCUAUAACAGAAGCCAUUGUGGAAGCCCCGGUAACUGAACCUGUUGAAGCCUCUGUAGCAGAAUCCGUCAUUGAAGUCCCUGUAACGGAACCUGUCGCAGAAGCUCUAGCAGUUACACAGAGUGAAGAGCCCUUAGCUCCUGUAGUUGAGAGUGAAACCGAGCCCACACCUGUAAUCAUCGCUGAGCAUGUUCCAGAGGCUUCAUCUGUUUCUGAGAGUGCUGCAGAUCCUGAGCCAGAUUCUGCUGCGGUGCCCUUUGAACCCACUGCUGCUCAAUUAGAUGUCCCUGAACACGCUCCCUAUCUGCUGAUUGGUGGAGGCACAGCUUCAUUCGCUGCAGCUAGGUCUAUUCGGGCACGUGACCCUGGUGCCAGGGUGUUGAUUGUAACGGAGGAGUCUGACCUUCCCUACAUGAGACCCCCUCUCUCUAAAGAGCUCUGGUUCUCCGAUGACCCCAAGGUCACCGAAACACUGCGCUUCAAACAAUGGAACGGCAAAGAGAGGAGUAUUUACUUCCAGCCUCCCUCGUUCUAUGUCAGUCCCGCGGAUCUUGCUAAAGUGGAGAAUGGGGGUGUGGCUGUGCUUACUGGCCGUAAGGUGGUACACAUGGAUGUCAGAGAAAAUAAAGUCAAACUAAGUGAUGGUGCAGAGAUCUCCUAUGAAAAGUGCUUGAUUGCCACAGGUGGGGUGCCUAGGAACCUGCAAGUGAUUGACAGGGCAGGAGAGGAGGUGAUAAAGAGGACGACGCUCUUUAGGAAAAUUGAAGACUUUAGAUCUCUAGAGAAGAUCUCCAGAGAGGUUAAGUCCAUUACCAUCAUCGGCGGAGGUUUUCUCGGUAGCGAGCUAGCAUGUGCCAUGGGUCGCAGAUCCGCUGACCUUGGUUUAGAGGUGAUCCAGUUGUUCCCAGAGAAGGGUAACAUGGGAAAAGUACUACCUGAAUACUUGAGUAACUGGACCACUGAGAAAGUUCGGAAAGAGGGUGUGAACAUAAUCACGGAUGCUGUAGUCAAAAAUGUGAGCUACAAAAAUGACAAAUUGGAGAUCAAACUGAAGGAUGGACGACUGGUGAAGACCGACCACAUUGUGGCAGCAGUUGGUUUGGAGCCCAGUGUAGAACUUGCCAAAUCAGGUGGACUGGAGGUGGACUCUGAUUUCGGAGGGUACCGUGUUAACGCUGAGCUCCAGGCUCGCUCCAACAUCUGGGUGGCAGGAGAUGCUGCAUGUUUUUAUGACAUCAGGCUGGGCCGCCGGCGUGUGGAGCAUCAUGAUCACGCGGUGGUCAGCGGCAGACUGGCCGGUGAAAACAUGACUGGAGCCAACAAACCCUAUUGGCAUCAGUCUAUGUUCUGGAGUGAUCUUGGACCAGAUGUUGGAUAUGAAGCCAUCGGUAUAGUGGACAGCAGUCUGCCCACCGUGGGAGUGUUUGCUAAAGCCACAGCCAAGGACACACCGAAAGCUGCAACCGAACAAUCAGGCACCGGAAUCCGUUCCGAGAGUGAGACAGAGGAGGUUGCUGGGGCGUUGAAGGCAGAAACAACAGCCCCUCCACCCCUUAUCCAGCAGAAGGAGGAUUAUGGGAAGGGAGUGAUAUUCUACCUGAGGGACAAAGUGGUGGUCGGUAUCGUUCUGUGGAACGUCUUCAACAGAAUGCCCAUCGCAAGGAAGAUAAUCAAAGAUGGAGAGGAACAUACAGAUCUGAAUGAGGUGGCCAAGCUUUUCAACAUCCAUGAGGACUGAAUAAUCUUUCAUUUUCUCUGUUCUCUGUCCACAUCUAUGUGGAAUGAACUUGGAAAAAGACACAUACACACAGAACAAACACAUACAGGCUUACAUCAGCCUGUCCUCUGUCAUUUUGACCUUGAACUCUCUGAGAUCAAGACAUGCAAUGCUGCCUCUGGGCUGCAAGGUGGCGCUGUGAUUUCAAUGUGCUCAUGGAUUGGUUCAAACUGUAUCACUCAAUUUUCUACUAAGAGGAAAUCUAUACCUGUUGUUUGUAUUGAAAAGUGCUGUGUUUUUUUUUCUGUUGAGGUCAGUAAAAUUUCAUCUCACUUCUUGUGUGCAUCCCUUCUAAACACGUCCUCCAAAACCUCAAAACCAGACUGGAUAACCACUUUUGCUGAGAAUUGCAAUAAAAUUGCAUUUUGAAUCAAACAAAACCAGAUGAAAGACAGUCCUCUGACACCUGGUUGCACAAUGUUUUCUGUCUGCACGAUCAAAGCAGCUGGUACCAAUGAAACUAAAUAAAAGUAAAUUAUUUUUAA